AUGGCCGACGGUGACAACAACAUCGGGGAGUUACUCCCAGUGGACGUCCUCAUCGAGGUCUUGCUGCGCCUCCCGACGAGCUCCCUCCGGCGGUUCCGUCUAGCCUGUCGGCUCUGGCGUGACAUCAUCGACACACACACCACCGAGAUGCAGAGCCGCCCCAAGAUGCUCGUCACCACCGUCGAUACAAUACACCUUGGCGAGGAGGGCCUACCAUCAUCCCGAUGGACCGGAGCCGGCUACGAUGGCAUGAGCCUUGUCGGCACCUGCAACGGCCUCGUCUGCAUGUACGACAGUCAGGACCCUGACGGGCCCAUCAUCCUUGCAAAUCCGGUCACUGGCGAGAUGCUGGCCAUAACGCCGCCACCUCCGAUGAGGCACGCGAAGGCCACUUCGGACUCACGUCUAACGUUCACCUUCAUGUACCACCCCACGACGGGGAGGUAUAAGGUCCUGCACGUCCCAUACAGCUGGUUGUUCACGCUCGGGGAGGCGCUCUAG
Molecule: messenger RNA, 501 nt
Organism: Triticum turgidum subsp. durum (durum wheat)
Lineage: Eukaryota; Viridiplantae; Streptophyta; Magnoliopsida; Poales; Poaceae
Source: the annotation of a GenBank genome assembly